Molecule: messenger RNA, 880 nt
Organism: Ictidomys tridecemlineatus (thirteen-lined ground squirrel)
Lineage: Eukaryota; Metazoa; Chordata; Mammalia; Rodentia; Sciuridae
Source: RefSeq, a predicted model, not a curated record
GCAGCAGCACUUGCCCACACCCCUGUCCUUCAGCCAUGCCUGCACUCACUCUGUGCCUCCUGUGGGCUCUGGCAGCAGUGGCCCAGCCUGCCCCAGUGGCCCCCAUGGGUGGCCUGGAGCCGGCACAGCAUGAGGAACUGACCCUGCUCUUCCACGGGGCCCUGCAGCUGGGCCAGGCCCUCAAUGGCGUGUACAAGUCCACGGAGGCCCGACUGACCGAGGCCGGGCAGAGCCUGGGCCUCUAUGGCCAAGCACUGGGGCUCUUGGGGCUACAAGUCAGCCAGGGCCGGGACGCAGCUCAGGAACUUCGCACAAGCUUGCUGGAGAUACAGCUAGAGGAGGAUGAUCUGCAGCUGCAGGCAGAGGCCACAGCCCAGGUGCUAUCGGAGGUGGCCCAGGCCCAGCGGGUACUACGGGACAGCGUGCAACGACUGGAAGCCCAGCUGCAGGGUGCCUGGCUAGGCCAUGCCCGCCAAGAAUUUGAGGCCUUAAAGGCUCACGCUGACAAGCAGAGCUACUUCCUAUGGGCUCUCACGGGCCAUGUGCAGCGACAGAGGCAGGAGAUGGCAGCUCAGCAACAGUGGCUGCGGCGGAUCCAGGAGAGACUCCACACCGCGGCACUUCCAGCCUGAGCCUGCCUGGGCAGAACAGAGGACCAGUCGUGAAGCAAGGGACACUUCCGUGCUCCAUGCGGCCCCCAAGCAGAGAGGAGCUGCCUGUCCAGCGGGGCCGGCCAGGGCACGCCGCUUCCAGCCACAGAGCAGAGACAGAAGCAGGCGGGGUGGAUGGCGGAGGACAUGGCCUCCCUGGGCGGGUGGAGGAAGGACGCGCAUCCCUUUGUGCCCACAAUCCUGCACUAAAGCAGAGCAGUGGCAUGUCA